Molecule: messenger RNA, 5703 nt
Organism: Dromaius novaehollandiae (emu)
Lineage: Eukaryota; Metazoa; Chordata; Aves; Casuariiformes; Dromaiidae
Gene: RNF123
Product: ring finger protein 123
Exons: 39
Coding region: 1270-5196 (1308 amino acids)
Cellular component (GO): cytoplasm
Molecular function (GO): protein binding; ubiquitin-protein transferase activity
Source: RefSeq, a predicted model, not a curated record
UUUUGGUGUGGUGGUGUUUUGGGGAAGGCGUGUUGCCAGGUUGGGGGGGUAUUUCUGGGUUUAGACUUCUUUCUGGAUUUGGGGAAUGUAGCCAGGUUUAAGGGGUGUUGCUGGGUCUGGAGCAUGCUGCCACGUUUGGGGGUGUGUUGGGAGGUGUUUUUUGCUGAGUUUAGGUGAUUUUCUGGGGUUAGGGGUGUUUCUGGAUUUAGGGUGUGCAGACAGCUUUGGGGGGUGCCACCAGGUUUAGGGGAGAGUUCUGGGUUUCGGGGUUGUUUCUGAUUUUGGGGAAUGUUGCUAGCUGUAGAGAGUGUUUCUGGGUUUGAGGGUGUUCCUGGGUUUGGGGGAUGGUGCCAGGUGUAGCGGGUGCCCCAGCCAGCUGCUGACAUGAAUACUAGUGAUUAAUGAAGAGCUGCUUUCUGACCUGAGUAUGUGAGCUUUGCAGCUGAGCUGUUUCCCUGCUGCAUUCACCCCCUUUUGCCUGGGGAGAGCCACAGGGCUCAGUUGGUAGCUACUGGACAAAACCAUGUUUGCUGAUCCAGCUUCCGACCCUUGUUGCCUGUCUUGUGUUGGCACAGUUUAAGAUCUGGCUUCAUCUGUGUUGUUUAUUCUGCCCUUUUGCUGGAAGCUGCUUUCCUUUGGCAAGGGAACGGAGUUUAACCCAUGGCUAAACUCAGAGCCAGGCAUGUUUGCUGGAUCUGAUGGGGCUGGAUUUGCAUUAAAGCAGUGAAUCACGAAGCAGAGUGGUGCAGGGGCAGAUGCGUGUCCCCUUGCGCUGCCGUGUCUCUGGCCUGUUGCAAGCAGCAUCCACUUCAAUGGAAAAAAAUCCCUGGCAAGGGCAACGCUGCCAGCCAGUGUAUCUUGUACGAGGCUGAGCACUGGUGGUGGUUGUGCUGUACUCUCAGGCUGUUUUAUUCCUUUGCUGUUUUAAAUAUCUGAUGCAAAUCAUUCAGAGAUGUUGAUACAGCCUGCUUCUUGCGUUGUUCCUGCCGUUUUGCUUGGUAGUGCUGUACCAGGGAAGUGAGACAGUGUUCCUGUGUUACUAGUUGGCUGAGUAGCUCUGGAGGAAAGAGGCUUUAAGAAAUCCUAUCUCAAGUCAAGCUGGAGCUUAAGUGAUCUUCUGUCAGUGGAUUUCCCGUGGCGCUUACAACACUUGUCCAGGUGCAUCUAACUCCAAGAAGGGGGAAGUGUAAAGGCAGGAUCCUCCCCAGGAAGCUUUGUUCCAGGUGUCUCUCUGUCUUAUGUCCACUCGGGAAUUGGUGCCUGUGAAGAAUGACAUCAAGAGGUGCUGGGACUGCUUUCUCAAGGAAGAACUACAGGCUGAGCACUGAGCCGGAGAAGUCCAAGCUCACAGGGAUUGUGAACAGCAGGCUGCUGAAUGAUUAUCUGCAUCGCAUCUUCACCAAUGCUGAUGGGAUCCAGCCUGCAGCUGCUUACAGAAAGCAUCUGACGUUCCAGAACCUGCAGGAGCACCUUGACCGAUUGCUCUCAGAGGAAAACGGCUCUGAAGACAGUCAAGAUCAGGUAGCAGAGGGCCGGCUUGGUCCCUCUACUGUGGUGUUGGACCACACAAGCGGUUUUGAGGGUCUCCUGCUGGUUGAUGAUGACUUACUUGGGGUGAUUGGCCACAGUAACUUCGGCUCCAUCAGGGCCACGACAUGCGUGUAUAAAGGGAAAUGGAUCUACGAGGUGCUCAUCUCCUCCCAAGGACUCAUGCAGAUUGGCUGGUGUACGCUCAGCUGCAGAUUUAAUCAGGAGGAAGGAGUUGGAGAUACACCAGAUUCAUACGCUUAUGAUGGAAACAGGGUGCGCAAGUGGAACGUGACUACUACCAACUAUGGCAAAUCUUGGGCAGCAGGUGACAUCGUCAGCUGUCUGAUAGACCUUGAUGAGGGCACCAUUGCUUUCUGCUUGAAUGGCAUAUCUCUGGGAACCGCUUUUGAUAACAUCACAAGAGGUGCUGGAAUGGCUUACUUCCCUGCGAUCAGCCUCUCGUUCAAAGAGUCCGUUGCUUUUAACUUCGGCAGCCGUCCACUCCGCUAUCCAGUGGAAGGCUACCGCCCCUUGCAAGAUCCUCCUGUUGCAGAUCUGGUGAAGGCUCGCAAGCUGUUAGGCUACCUGAAGAACGUGAUCCAUCUCGGGAUAGACGUGACGGAGGGGAAGCUGGUGGAGAAGGACACGUCCAUGUGGCAGCUGCAGGGAGAACCCACAGUGCUGAUUACAUUAGCCCACAUCUUCAAUUACUUUGCUCCUCUCAUGUGCAAGGUGUACCUGGUGGAAGAUGUGCUCAUGACCUUCCUGUUGAGUAUCCUGGAGCGAGGAGGAGCAGUGGAGGCCCAUCCCCUUAUCCAGCAGUUGCUGGAUCUCAUGUGGCUUCUCAUGGAGGAGUACGAAGUGCACGAGUGCCUCAAGCAGUUACUGAUGUCCCUGCUGCGGGCUUACAGGUUCUCCCCGAUCAUCCCAGACCUGGGAUUACAAAUUCACUACCUCCGGCUCACCAUUGCAGUCUUGAAGCAUGAGAAAUCCAGGAAAUAUCUACUCAGCAAUGUUCUCUUUGAUGUGCUCCGUUCGGUUGUGUUCUUCUACAUUAAGAGCCCUCUGCGUGUGGAGGAGGCUGGUUUGCAGGAGCUCAUUCCCACCACAUGGUGGCCAAAUCGCUUCACCAAGGAGGGCAAGGAGAGUAAGGAAGUGAAGGAGGAGAGCGCUGAAGAGAGACUGAGGCGGCGGGCAUAUGAAAGAGGCUGCCAGCGCCUCAAGAAACGCAUUGAAGUGGUGGAAGGUCUCCAGGUUCAGAUUCUGAAGUUGCUGCUCAACAAUAAAGACAGAGGAGGGGGGGAAGCCUCCAGAUAUAUAUUCCUGAACAAAUUCCGCAAGUUUCUUCAGGAAAAUGCUAGCAACAGAGGGAACUUGACCGUGCUGUGCCCGCCGGAGUACAUGGUGUGCUUCCUGCACCGGCUCAUCGCUGCCCUGCGUUUCUUCUGGGAUGGCCACAAGGCAAAGACCCCUGCCACACUGAGCAGCGAAGAAGCAUACGUCCCUCCUCAGCUCUUCUAUAAUGGGAAGGUGGAUUACUUUGACCUUCAGCGGCUUGGAGGUCUUCUGUCUCAUCUCAAGAAGACUUUGAAAGAUGACCUGGCUGCAAAGGCCAAUGUCUUGAUUGACCCUGCAGAGCUGCAGGCAGUGACUAUGGAUGAUCUUGAUGAAGAUGAGGAGUCAGCAAUGUCGGCAGCACAGUCUCAGCGUCCUUCUGCUGCGCUGGCCAUUGGCGGAGCCCUUGCAAGACCUGGCUGGCUCAGCUCCCCCACCCUGGGCCGUGCCAACCGUUUCCUCAGCACAGCAGCCGUCAGCCUGAUGAAUCCACGGCGGCCUCUCGGCACCCUGGAGAAGAUCAAAGUACGCACGCUAAGUGUGGAGCAGCGGACAGAGGAGGACAUUGAAGGCAGCCAUGGAAAUGAGGGUCUCUUACUGGGCAGACCCCCAGAGGAACCGGAGCAGCCCAUUACAGAGAACUCCCUCCUGGAAGUCUUGGAUGGGAUAGUGAUGAUGUACAACCUCAGUGUCCACCAGCAGCUUGGGAAGAUGGUUGGUGUGUCAGAUGAUGUGAAUGAAUACGCCAUGGCACUGAAAGACACAGAGGAAAAAAUCAGCCGCUGCCCAAAGAGGAGGAGAGACAUCCAUGAGGAACUGCUGAAGAGCCAGAAGGUGUUCUCCGAGAAGCUCAAUCACCUAAGUCGUCGCCUUGCCUGGAUCAAUGUCACCAUCUAUUCAAAGGAGAAGAUGCAGGACAUAUACUGGCUGCUGCGCGUGUGCAUCCGCACCAUCGAGCAUGGCGACAGGACGGGCUCACUUUUUGCUUUCAUGCCAGAGUUCUACCUCAGCGUGGCUAUGAACAGCUACAGUGCACUCAAGAACUACUUCAGCCCUGUCAACAGCAUGGAGGAGCUUCCAGGCUAUGAAGAGACCCUGAUGCGCCUUGCUGCCAUCCUGGCCAAGCACUUUGCUGACUCAAGGAUCGUGGGCACGGACAUCCGGGACUCCCUGAUGCAGGCAUUGGCCAGCUAUGUCUGCUACCCCCACUCACUGCGUGCUGUUGAGAGGAUCCCAGAGGAGCAGCGGAUCUCCAUGAUGAAGAACCUCCUGGCUCCCUACGAGCAGCGGCCAUGGGCGCAAACCAACUGGAUCCUCGUGAGGCUGUGGCGGGGCUGUGGCUUCGGGUACAGAUACACACGGCUCCCACACCUGCUGAAGACCAAGCCUGAGGAUGCCAGCCUCCCUAGCCUGCAGAAGCCAUGUCCCUCCACCUUGCUGCAGAGACACAUGGCAGACCUGCUCCGCAGCGACCGUGACUUGGCUCCCAGCUUCCUCAACAGCGUCCUCAACCAGCUGAACUGGGCUUUCUCUGAGUUCAUCGGCAUGAUUCAGGAGAUCCAGCAGGCAGCGGAGCGCUUGGAGAGGAACUUUGUGGACAGCCGCCAGCUGAAGGUGUGUGCCACGUGCUUCGACCUGUCAGUGAGCUUGCUUAGGGUGCUGGAAAUGACCGUCACGCUGGCACCCGAGAUCUUUCUUGAUUGGAAUCGCCCAUCGUCAGAGCUGCUGCUUCGGAGGCUUGCCCAGCUCUUGAACCAGGUGUUGAACCGUGUGACAGCAGAAAGGAACUUGUUUGACAGAGUGGUCAACCUCCGUCUGCCCGGGCUGGAGAGUGUGGAUCAUUACCCAAUCCUCGUGGCUGUGACGGGAAUACUGGUCCGGCUGCUUGUGGACACUGAUGUUCAAGGGGCUGAGCGUGCGACGGCUGUGCUGCUGGCGGACCCCUGUUUCCAGCUGCGCUCCAUCCAGUACCUGCUGGGCCACGCUGAGCCUUCGGCCCUGGCAGCCGCCCCCGCAGCCGCAGAGAAGCGCCAUUUCUCCCUGCACACCUACACGGAUUACAUCAGCACGGAGGAGCUGGUGAAGGUGGACAAGAUGCUGAGCCACCUGAGUGAAGAGUCCAAGCAGGCAGCUGCGACCACCCUACCUACCAGUGAGGAAGACCUGUGCCCCAUCUGCUACGCACACCCCAUCUCGGCCAUCUUCAGACCCUGCUCCCACAAGUCAUGCAAAGCCUGCAUCAACCAGCACCUGAUGAACAACAAGGACUGCUUCUUCUGCAAGGCCACCAUCACGGGGGUGGAUGAUUUCACCAAGCCGUCCAGCUCGUAGCACCCAGCCCCACACCCUGGCUCCCCUGGCUCAGCGGGGUGCCCUGCAGUGCUGCACACCAGCUUCUCCCCAGAAGGUCCCGCUGCCCUGGGGUCACAGUGCCCUCACCCACCCAGGCUGCCUGCGCUGGGCAGGGCUCCCUCGGCCUGCAGGCAAGCUGGCCGCUGCCUCUGGCUGAAAGGCCAGGAGCAAGCGGAGGGCCAGGGCAGGGGGACAGGAGGAAGGGAGAGGCUGGUUCGGGGAGGCCUGAUGCCGGGCUGUGGGUCCAGCAUCCCCCUCUCACCCAAAGCUGAGAGAACACAAGGCCUCGUCUCCCCAGCAGCACUGCAGCGGCUGCAGCAGCACCACAAACCGCACGUGGCGAAUAAGAGGCCUGGGCUCACUCCACCCCGGGCCAAGCAGGGGGCCAUGGCAGGUGUGGGAAGGGCUGUGCGCUUGUGCUGUGUUCAACUCACCCCUGGACGGGGUCUGACUUCAUGAAAUGGAGCAUUAAAUUAUUCUUCCUUA